UGAAUUUGGAUUGGAACGAACAAAAUAAGAUUUUCAUUUCAUUUCUGAGAUCGUAUUGUGUUGAAACAAAUUGCGAACAAGCUUUAAAAAAUAUCUGUUGAAAUAGGAAAUCACUAUCAUCAGCAGAUUAAAACUGUAUCGAACUUUGAAAGCAGUAUCUAGAGAUUCGGAUAUUUGUUUCUCUUUCUUUCUUCGCGGUAAUGGAAGCUGAUGUAUCUAUUUCCUCCUAAGGCCCUCAUCACAAUCAAAUCUCUUUCGUUCCACAGAGAGCUAGGGUUUUCUUUUUCAAUCGAAUUUCUUUUGGGUUUUUAAGUUUUCAGUUUUCGGAUGAAGAUGAAUCGAGUUGUGGUUUUAUUAUUGUUAUCAUGGUUUCUCUGCUUCUCGAGUGUUUUCUGGAUGACUUCUGCCAGUGUGGUUUUGAUUGGUAACAACGUUACCCUCUCUUUCGAUGAUAUUGAAGCUAAUUUUGCUCCGGCAAUUAAAGGGUCAGGGGAAUGCGGAGUAUUAUAUUUGGCAAAUCCUCUUGAUGCCUGUUCGGACUUGAGUAUUAAAGUUGAUGAACUUUCAAAUGGUUCGUCCCCAUUUGCAUUGGUUAUUAGAGGAGGGUGUAGUUUUGAAGAGAAAGUAAGGAGAGUGCAAAAGGCAGGAUUUGAAGCCGCUAUUGUCUAUGACAAUGAUGAUGAUGGUGUCUUGGUUGCAAUGGCAGGGAAUGCAGCUGGCAUUAAGAUACAUGCUGUCUUUGUUUCCAAAGCUUCUGGUGAAAUACUCAAAAAGUUUGCUGGGUCUACUGAUAUGGAACUGUGGCUAAUCCCUAGCUUUGAAAACUCAGCAUGGUCGAUCAUGGCCAUCUCCUUUAUUUCUCUACUUGCCAUGUCAGCAGUGCUGGCAACUUGUUUCUUUGUACGCAGACAUCGCAUUAGGCGAGAACUCCCACAGUCCUCUCGAGUUCGUGAAUUUCAUGGAAUGAGCCGGCGUUUAGUAAAAGCAAUGCCUAGCUUGAUAUUCACUGCUGUCUUGGAAGAUAAUUGUACUUCAAUAACCUGUGCGAUAUGUCUUGAAGAUUAUACUGUGGGUGAGAAGCUCAGGAUUCUUCCAUGUCGCCACAAGUUUCAUGCUUUUUGUGUUGAUUCCUGGCUUACAACUUGGAGAACUUUUUGCCCUGUUUGUAAGCGUGAUGCAAGAACUAGCACAGGUGAUCCACCUGCAUCAGAAAGUACACCAUUGCUUUCUUCCACCCUGAGCACUAUGUCGUCCUCUGCAUUGUCAUCUGUUCGAUCUUCAUUAGCAUCAUCAUCAGCCAUACAAAUUGCCCCGGCAGUGUCACGGUCUCCAUCAGUUGCUCAUACUCAUUCUCUUGCCAGCAAUCCAUACAUUCAGCAAUCACUUAGGUCCUAUCGUCAAUCUCCUAUGAGCUUCAGCCGAAGCUCGGUAGACCUUAGGAACGCAUCUUCUCAAAGAUCUCGUGCUUCUCAUCUGGUUUCGCCGGCAUCAUUGAAUUACCCUUCUAUAUCGCCUCUUAAUGCAAGGUACAUCUCCCCAUAUUUUCCAAGCCCAAGCAACGCAUCACCAAGUAUAGUCAGUUCUUCGGGUCACCCACUGCAUCCGCUGCAUUAUAGCGAGUCUGCUGCUAGUUUUUCUCCUUUUGCAUCUGCUCAAUCUCUUCCAGACUGUUAAUUAGAUGAGUGAUAAGGAGGUGAGUUUCAUGGAGUCAUAGGUUGUGAUAGCAUUAUUGAGUUCCUUCGGAUGUGAUUGUGUAGAAUGUUAACAUGCUGCUGCUACCAGAUGUGUACAUUGUAACAUAAGAUUCGUGUGAGUUACUUUGAUUCCCCAAGUGAAAUUGUGGCAUUUACAUAAAUGAGGUUAAUGUGUGUAACGUGAAUAGAGGGAUUAUUUGUACAGUGUUUCUGCAGUCCCUUACUACUAAAUGCUUAAAGCCUAAUCCUGCCCAUUUGGUUUUACUUUUCCGGUUAA
Molecule: messenger RNA, 1971 nt
Organism: Gossypium raimondii (Peruvian cotton)
Lineage: Eukaryota; Viridiplantae; Streptophyta; Magnoliopsida; Malvales; Malvaceae
Product: receptor homology region, transmembrane domain- and RING domain-containing protein 2
Exons: 4
Coding region: 328-1674 (448 amino acids)
Source: RefSeq, a predicted model, not a curated record